Exophiala xenobiotica is the source of this 973-nucleotide messenger RNA. RefSeq lists its product as uncharacterized. Gene Ontology annotation, cellular component: membrane. Lineage: Eukaryota; Fungi; Ascomycota; Eurotiomycetes; Chaetothyriales; Herpotrichiellaceae. Bases 1 to 489 code for a protein of 162 amino acids. Gene Ontology annotation, molecular function: signaling receptor activity. The record is from RefSeq and is a predicted model, not a curated record. The transcript has a single exon.
AUGGACAUUUUCGGAAUCUGUAUUUUGGCGGUGGGCGGCGGGGCAUCAGCGACGUACUAUGCUUGCUAUUGUAACGAAACGACGCGAUGCAUUUACUGGGCACUCAAUCUGGGAGCUGGAGUGGCUGCAGCGGUCACUCUUUUUGACACUGGUGGUGGCGGCAGCAAGAUGCGAACCCUUCGUGGCGGCGUCUUCUCCCUACUUGCAAUCUCAGCAAUGCUACCGGUAUUCCAACGCAUUGGCUCGCUGGGUUGGAAGGAAGCAUGUCAUCAGAUUGGGGCACAGUGGUAUCUUGCCGAAGCCCUUUCUCUGCUGCUUGGUGUUGGCUUGUUUGUUGGCCGACUUCCCGAAAAAUUGAGUCCAGGAUCUUUCGACAUCUGGGGCCACUCUCAUCAAAUGUUCCAUAUUUCCGCUUUGACUGGCACAGCCUUCCAUCUUGCUGCCCUCAUUACAGGAUACAAAUACCGCCAGGCAUAUCCGCGUUGUUGAAUUUCGGAUGGCCUAAGUGUCUGAUCUCGAAUUUUCACUACGAACUAAUCACCGUGAAGGGGACCUGGAAGGAAUGCUGAGGUACUAAGAGCUGCAGUGAAGCUAGUGAGGCGAAAGCGGGCGUGAGAGUGAGUGUCGGGUGAGCAAGAUUCAGGGACUCCUAAGCCGAGGGUAGGGGACCUAACCUGGCCGCUUUCGCCUGACUAUCUACGUACAAUGACAUCCUCGAGGCAUCAGCGGUCUACUAUACAGUAACCAUCAACGCGCAGGGUGAAAUUUUCCGAAGUGGUCGAGUGUGCUUCCAGAGCCUUCCUUGACUUGAAGGGGCGGUGAUUGCUUCACUGUAACAGCUGAGAAACAUCCACGGUUACAUACAGACGUAGUCGCCAGGGUGCAGGUAAGGGUGGAGGACCACCCUAAAACUCAUCGCCAGAACUCGUCCCUACCCGUACUGUUACGUGGUCUCCACCCAUCGUCAAGUAAU